Argentina anserina (silverweed cinquefoil) is the source of this 1051-nucleotide messenger RNA. RefSeq names its product adenylate kinase 4. Bases 97 to 822 code for a protein of 241 amino acids. Gene Ontology annotation, cellular component: cytoplasm; mitochondrion. Gene Ontology annotation, biological process: nucleobase-containing compound metabolic process. Gene Ontology annotation, molecular function: AMP kinase activity; ATP binding. Lineage: Eukaryota; Viridiplantae; Streptophyta; Magnoliopsida; Rosales; Rosaceae. The record is from RefSeq and is a predicted model, not a curated record. The transcript is spliced from 6 exons.
UGAAGCAUUGAAAGGUCCGGAGUCUAAACUAAGCCUCUAUCUCUCACCUUAAAAACAAACUCCCAAUCUCUUGUCGAUCUCAGAGCCAAAACCGUGAUGGCCAACUUGGAAGAUGUGCCCUCCGUCGAUCUUAUGAGCGAGGUCCUUCGUCGUAUGAAGUGCUCCUCCAAACCUGACAAGCGCCUCAUUCUAGUUGGUCCACCUGGUUCAGGAAAAGGUACCCAAUCACCUAUUAUUAAGGAUGAAUACUGCUUGUGCCAUUUGGCUACUGGUGAUAUGUUGAGAGCCGCUGUUGCUGCUAAGACUCCUCUUGGAAUUAAAGCGAAGGAGGCUAUGGAGAAGGGAGAACUUGUUUCUGAUGACCUGGUUGUGGGGAUCAUUGAUGAUGCAUUGAAGAAGCCUUCAUGCCAGAAGGGUUUCAUUCUUGAUGGAUUUCCGAGAACUGUGGUCCAAGCACAGAAGCUAGAUGAGAUGCUCCAAAAUCGUGGUGCUAAGGUUGAUAAGGUGCUCAACUUUGCAAUUGAUGACUCAAUCUUGGAAGAGAGGAUUACAGGUCGCUGGAUUCACCCGUCCAGUGGUAGAAGCUAUCACACAAAGUUUGCACCACCCAAGGUUCCUGGUGUUGAUGAUGUAACUGGUGAGCCCCUUAUUCAACGUAAGGAUGAUACUGCUGCCGUUCUCAAGUCAAGGCUGGAAGCAUUUCACAAGCAAACUGAACCAGUCAUUGAUUAUUAUUCGAAGAAAGGAGUUGUUGCCAAUCUUCCAGCUGAGAAACCUCCUAAGGAGGUCACUGUUGAGGUUCAGAAAGUGCUCUCUUCGUAGAACAUGGUCGUCCUGCCAUAUUGGAUGAUUUAUUUAAAAAGCUUUUGGUCACCUGUAUUUUGAUAUACAAUUGAGUCAGCUGAUUUAAUACUCAUGUGCUGAAUUUCAAACUGAAAGCACCGGCUGCUGUCAACUCUUAAGAGUUUAAUUAGAGAAUCCUGUCAAAUAAUAUUUUAUUGAACCUUUGAUCCUCGAAAUUGAAAAUUUAGUGCUGGUUGAGUUCUGAUAA